Messenger RNA from Hirsutella rhossiliensis, 1215 nucleotides. RefSeq names its product STIMATE family domain-containing protein. The record is from RefSeq and is a predicted model, not a curated record. The coding region runs from base 1 to 1215 and encodes 404 amino acids. NCBI's taxonomy places the organism in Eukaryota, Fungi, Ascomycota, Sordariomycetes, Hypocreales, Ophiocordycipitaceae. The transcript has 2 exons. Gene Ontology annotation, cellular component: membrane.
AUGCACCCCCCGGCCGGCGCCCUGGCCGUCCAAGAUGCCACCACCUCCCUAGCCACCGCCGUCGCCACCGUCGUCGCCUCGUCAUCGUCAUCAUCACCAUCCUCCUCCACCUCCUCCGCCGCCGACCUCGUCCAGACCGCCAUGGCCACGGCGACAGCGGCCCUCGUCGCCGCCAUCCCGACGUCCGACGCCGGCCCCACGUCCGACAACGAGUCGCAGGGCGAAUGCCGCCUGCUCGGCUCCUUUGCCCUGCUCGUCCAGGCCGCCCUCGGCGCCCUGGCCCUGCUGUCUCUGGUCUUCAAGCGCUGGCGCGAGAGGCCGCAGCGGCCCCUCAAGAUCUGGUCCUUUGACGUGUCAAAACAGGUCUUUGGCUCCGUCCUCGUCCACGCCGCAAACGUCUUCAUGUCCAUGUUGACCAGCGGCCGCUUCUCUAUCAAGCUCGAGCCCGCCGUCACCCAGCGCCUGCUCGUCCGCACCACCAACGACUCUUACGAGCCCAACCCUUGCUCCUUGUAUCUCCUCAACCUGGCCAUCGAUACUACCCUCGGCAUCCCCAUCCUCAUCAUCCUGCUGCGCAUCCUGACGGGCCUCGUGGCCAUGACGCCAAUGGGCAAGCCCCUCGAGUCCAUCCAGUCGGGCAACUACGGCAACCCGCCCAACGCAUUAUGGUGGCUUAAACAGUCCAUCAUCUACUUUGGCGGCCUCUUCGGCAUGAAGCUCUGCGUCCUCGUCAUCUUCCUCCUCUUCCCUUGGAUCUCAACCGUCGGCGACUGGGCCCUCGGGUGGACAGAAGGCAACGAGAGGCUGCAGAUUGCCUUUGUCAUGAUGAUCUUCCCCCUCAUCAUGAACGCCAUGCAAUACUACAUCAUUGACUCCCUCAUCAAGAAGAAGGAGACGGACCACGAGCCCUUGUCGUCCGAGGACCCGGACCAGGGCCACGCGCGCGGUACCCUGUUGGCAGACCACGCGUUCGAGAGCGAGAGCGAGAGCGAAGACUAUGACGUCGACGCCGGCGCCGGCAGCAACGCGCACAAUAACCGCGGCCACGACCACAGUCGGCCACGCAAGCCACAAGGCCGGGCUGCUCGCCUCGCAGCGGGUGGUGAGUACGACCCGGAAGUGGACGGCGACGCCCCGACCGUCAUCGGGAGCAGCUCCAGCCGCCGCAACGAAAGGAGCAAGGUUGUAUCUGCAGACCUGUUUCCCAAGGAAUAG